Paraphaeosphaeria sporulosa is the source of this 589-nucleotide messenger RNA. RefSeq lists its product as uncharacterized. The transcript has a single exon. The record is from RefSeq and is a predicted model, not a curated record. Lineage: Eukaryota; Fungi; Ascomycota; Dothideomycetes; Pleosporales; Didymosphaeriaceae. The coding region runs from base 351 to 563 and encodes 70 amino acids.
GCUCCGAGGAAUUCAGAAACCACUACCUAUGCUUACCGUUCCGGACGGCUCUCAAGUGCAGUCGUAUCUGCUCUGCGAGACGAGGUACUGCAGACUCCGAUAACCCCAGUAACGCCAAAGACAACAGAAGCUCUUGCAUCGCUGUAGAACCUGAUUGAGAAAGACACUCAUAAACUUGAUGGGAUGAGCAAGCAACGCCUGCAGAAACGCGUACGGAAGAUCGUGACUGCAGCUAAAAUAUCCUUUGCCGAGGGUAACUCCUACAGGAUCAAAACCGCUUCCUAUUCCAGGUAAAUAACGCCAAAGCUCGUCGAUCGACAAGAUCGGUAGUCCUAGGGAAGGCAAAGGUGAUGCGCUAUCAAGAGCUAGAGGAGGCGCGAGCAAAGCGUGAGACUAAGGAUCAAGCUGCUGCAGCUAAGGGAAAACGAGAUCGGAAGCACAUCGAAACAGAAGAGGAUGCGGGUUCAUCAGUGCCGAAGAGCAAUGCCGUCGUACCGAAAGGAACCCAGCUAGCAAACACUAGGGAAGUGUCAUGGAGGGCUCCGGUAGCGAAGAUGUAUUAGAAGUUAGAGCUGCUUUAUAGAAUUAG